UAUAUACAGCUUGUCCUUGAAAGAGACUAUAAACUUGUACCACAUUUUUUAGGAGAGGAACUUCUGAUUUUCUUCAAAAUGCCUCGAAUUUCCGAGUACUUCACCCCUCUAACAGUUAAUGUAUUGUUUAGUAUGGGAGCUGGAGUCCUUAUGGGAUGGUUUAUUAGAGGUAAAUUCCAAAGACAACAUGUUCUGAGAGCUCAGGAAGCUGCCAGAUCGUCAAUGGAGUUUUCCUACCUGCAGGGUACCCCUAGUGUCAUGUCUGACAGCGGUGAAUACAAGCUUGUUCUAGUUGUAAGAAACGAUCUCAAAAUGGGAAAAGGAAAAGUAGCUGCACAGUGUAGUCAUGCAACACUUGGAUGCUUUAAAAAGGGAACCAGAAUCAGACCAGAAUGGUUGAAGAAUUGGGAGGUGGAUGGCCAACCUAAGGUGGUCCUAAAAGUACAAGAUGAACAGUCAUUAUUAGUGUUAUCUGGACAGGCCACAAGAAAAGGUCUUCCAACAUCCAUCAUCCAAGAUGCAGGAAGGACUCAGAUAGCUCCAGGAUCAAAGACGGUGCUAGGUAUCGGACCAGGGCCAGCAGAACUCAUUGAUGAAGUGACUGGAGAUUUGAAGCUGUUUUGAUGAGAACCUGAUCAUUCCAUGAAUAGUUUUAUACUUCAUCCACUCACUGGGCCUGACUGACUGGGGGUGAUGUGACAUGUGCAAGGGAAGAUGUAAUAGUCAAACGUUCAGGCUGACAUUUUCAGUACCAAAAUUACUAUGUUCAGUUAGAAACCUGAGAAAGCUAUUGGAAAUGUGUGUUAACUGAAAGUGGACAGAAAGUCUAAUCAUGUUAUGUGCAUUUUUACCCUCCCCUCCAAAAAUAAUGAAAUAUUAGACCUUUGUAAUGACCUGAAUUGAAAGUGUUUAUCUCUACAUUCUUUGUUUUGGCAACACUUCUAAUAUUUCUAUGUGAAUGUUAUUUAACGGUAUGUCCAUCUUCAUUUAGACAAUUGCUUCUAAAAUAUUUGAUGUGAAGCCCAGUUUUAAAUCACAGUAAAAAUAGAUGGAUCUUUUAAAUAACAACACACAUUAGUCCAUUACAUCAAUUUCAAUGUUCAAGUUCCCUUUUUUAAAUUGCCUUUUUUUUCUUCAUGUACACCCCGAGUUUAAAUAAUGGAUGUUUCAAAUGUUUAAACAAAUUAGGACCAGGAAAUUUGUAAAUGAACCAGUGCAAAAACGAAAUGAUGCACGAAAUGAUGCUGCUACAAUUGUGUAUGUAACUACUCUUUAUAAUGGGUGAAUAAAUGUGCACAUCACUUCAAUAUGGAUAUGGAAGACAAGAAAGAAAACAGAUUUUGUUUAGUGUCUUUUUAAUAAAUCAUGGUAAAAACAUCUA
This is a messenger RNA of Strongylocentrotus purpuratus (purple sea urchin), 1381 nucleotides long. RefSeq names its product peptidyl-tRNA hydrolase 2, mitochondrial (gene ptrh2). Gene Ontology annotation, molecular function: peptidyl-tRNA hydrolase activity. The record is from RefSeq and is a predicted model, not a curated record. The transcript is spliced from 5 exons. The coding region runs from base 79 to 624 and encodes 181 amino acids. Gene Ontology annotation, cellular component: cytosol; mitochondrion. Gene Ontology annotation, biological process: negative regulation of anoikis; positive regulation of anoikis. NCBI's taxonomy places the organism in Eukaryota, Metazoa, Echinodermata, Echinoidea, Camarodonta, Strongylocentrotidae.